GCUGAGUCUGCGUCUGCGUCAAUCGUCUCCAAGCCGACGUUCACCCCUACCGUCCUAAAAGCACCCUUCUUUGAGCAAUUCACAGACGACUGGGAGAGCCGAUGGAAGCCAUCGUCUGCGAAAAAGGAGAACGACAAGGAGGAUUCCGAGGAGGAAUGGGCCUAUGUUGGUACCUGGGCAGCGGAGGAGCCUUACAUCUACAAGGGAAUUGAGGGAGACAAAGGUCUUGUUGUCAAGGACAAGGCCGCUCACCACGCCAUCUCGGCCAAGUUCCCCAAGAAGAUUGACAACAAGGGCAAGACCCUGGUUGUGCAAUACGAAGUCAAGCUCCAGAAUGGACUCGACUGUGGUGGUGCCUACAUGAAGCUUCUCCAAGACAACAAGGCUCUCCACGCUGAGGAAUUCUCAAACGCCUCUCCUUACAUCAUCAUGUUCGGUCCUGACAAGUGUGGUUCCACCAACAAGGUCCACUUCAUCUUCCGACACAAGAACCCCAAGACUGGUGAAUACGAGGAGAAGCACUUGAAGAGUUCUCCGUCAGCCAAGAUUGUCAAGACCACCUCCCUCUACACCCUAUACGUCAAGCCCGACCAGUCUUUCCAGAUCCUGAUUGAUGGCGAAUCGGUCAAGAACGGAACUCUUCUUGAGGACUUCAAGCCCUCCGUCAACCCUGAGAAGGAGAUUGAUGACCCCAAGGACUCCAAGCCCGACACUUGGGUUGACGAGGCUCGUAUUCCUGACCCAGAGGCCACCAAGCCCGAGGAUUGGGACGAGGAGGCUCCUUACGAGAUUGUUGACGAGGAGGCUGAGAAGCCUGAGGACUGGCUUGAAGAUGAGCCCCUUACUGUUCCUGACCCAGAGGCCGAGAAGCCCGAGGACUGGGAUGAUGAGGAGGAUGGUGACUGGGAAGCCCCCAAGGUCCAGAACCCCAAGUGCCAGGAAGCAUCGGGUUGUGGCAAGUGGGAAUCACCUAUGAAGAAGAAUCCUGAAUACAAGGGCAAGUGGACUGCCCCGUACAUUGACAACCCGGCCUACAAGGGUGUCUGGGCUCCCCGCAAGAUCAAGAACCCCGACUACUUCGAGGACAAGGCCCCGGCCAACUUUGAGCCCAUGGGUGCUAUCGGUUUUGAACUCUGGACAAUGUCCAACGACAUCCUAUUUGACAACAUCUACAUCGGACACUCUAUUGAAGACGCCGAAAAACUGAAGGCGGAGACCUUUGACAUCAAGAUUGCCUCGGAGAAGGCUGAAGAGGAGGCUAACAAGCCCAAGGUCGAGCCUCCUGUCUCACCCUCUGAUCUCAAGUUCAUGGACGACCCAAUUAAAUAUAUCCAGGAGAAGGUGAACCUCUUCAUCUCUAUUGCCAAGGACGACCCACUCGAGGCCGUCAAGUUCGUUCCCGAAGUCGCUGGUGCCAUCGGAGCCACCGUUGUGGCUCUCCUCCUCGCCAUUGUCUCUCUAUUCGCCUCCGGUGCUGCGCCCUCGAAGCAGCAGGUCAAAGACGCUGCCAAGAAGGCUCAGGACACCGCAAAGGACGCAAAGGACAAGACUGCUUCAGCGGUGGCAUCUGGCGCAGAGACUGCAAAGGCAGAGCUCAACAAGCGCACUACCCGCUCG
Molecule: messenger RNA, 1617 nt
Organism: Pseudovirgaria hyperparasitica
Lineage: Eukaryota; Fungi; Ascomycota; Dothideomycetes; Acrospermales; Acrospermaceae
Product: calreticulin precursor
Exons: 4
Biological process (GO): protein folding
Cellular component (GO): endoplasmic reticulum membrane; endoplasmic reticulum
Molecular function (GO): calcium ion binding
Source: RefSeq, a predicted model, not a curated record